CAUCAAUUCACUCUUGUCCCACAAAUCGAAACAAACAAGGAUUUGGACCCUUCAUUCUUCAAUGCUUCAAUUCUCAGCUCAAUCCCUCCUCCCAUGACCUCUUUCUCGUCUCCCUUGAUGCUCUUGGUAUCCAGCCAAUCUGCCCUGUUCCGUUUCUUUUUCUUGCCCUCUCAGACCAUCAGCAGGCGGGAUGCACGCCAAGCAAGGCUCAUCCCCCGCGCAUGCUCUUUCCUGCGCUUCGUAGCCCGUGGCCCGUAUUUCGUGUUUCUUUCUUCCCUGCCGACGCUAAGUUCAGCUGGCGGCUGGGGCCCCUUGCUGGCCUCUGUUUCGACUCUAGCUUCCCGUCCAGAUGCCCCUCGCGGAUCAGAUUACCCGUCUCCGACUAUAGGAGAUACCACCUGCCCAUGUACCUACCAAGUGGCACACACGUAGGUGCGAGGCUGGGUCCUCCCCUCACUCCGUUUGACCGCGAGUGAGUCUUUCACUCAUCCCACGAAGUGGACUCCCAUUCCACGUUACAUGCAUGCACGUUGCGGCUCCACGCCAAUGGUGGAUGCGUCCCGUCUCUUCUCUCGUUUGGGCUGUCCAUUCCAUAUUUCCUGCUAUUUACCUACCUAUCCUCUACAUUCUCUGUCUUGAACAAGAGGUAUUCUGUCACCUCGACCACCCCUCCAUGCACCCCCUUUUUUUACACUCCGCCGUUGACUCCCUUCACACCACCACCAUCUGCAUACCUUGGUACACACUUACACCCUGGUUCCCGUGCCCCGAUCCUACGGUCCGCCCCAGGUACGCCGCUAUACCCUGGGGGCCCCGCUGCCGUUGACAAUUAUGUACUUCCUCUUUUAUGAAGCCGGCCAUGGCUUGGCUGUCUACCUAGCUGGGCCCACAAAGCCACGAACCAUAUCACUGCCAUAGUGGGGGCGCCGCAGACCAGGCUUCUUCGUCAUCUGCCCCUUGACAAAUGCAGCGUCACCUCCUCCCGGAUGCUCUCCCCUUAUGGUCCACUCUCCCGCCCAAGCCAAGCCUGUCCGCGAUAAUCUUUCCGCGUCAUCACCCUCAGGCACCCUGUUUGAGAAGCAUCCCUCGCGACCCAUCUAUACACCCCUCCCGCUGCUGGUGGAGCAUACUGUGACUCGACCGCGUCCUCCUCCCGGGCUAAGCCCUAUGAAGUCUUGUAACCCCGUCAGCCUCGUGAUUUGUGAUACCUCUGGAGGCAGGUAGCUACCGACGUCGUCUGGCGCGCUUCACCUCUCUGGAACCGGUACAAUCUUGCCGGGAUCAGGACUCUUGCUUAUUUAAGGAUCUACGGGCUCCCGCUUCCGGGGCCUAUAUCAACGACGACAUCAUCAACCCAACGCACUCCCGUUUGACACUGCAUUCGACCAUCCUACCCCGAAACCCCUACUCGGUAGCCUAUAUACAUCCUCUGAUAAGCGAUCUCGAGCCGGACGUGGAACUUAUAAUAUCUGGCGACUGAGUCCUUCUCUUUGGCACAUGUGAGCCGGCCUUUGUUCUACUUGUGCUCUAUUCUACAUGUCAUCCCAACAUUCUCAAGGCCGAGAGAACUUUGAGGAGACGACAUAUCAAGCCCAGUCUGCUCACCAGCAAGGCGCCACAGAAAAGUCCAGGGGGAAACGGAAAAGCAAGAGCAAGAGCAAGAGCAAGACCGACCAGUCGGGAUCCGAUACAGAGACCGAAGGUCCUAAAAUGUCUUCCCGCUCAUCAAAAGCGUCGUCCGAGUCCGAGUCGACCAAGAAGCACAGAGCCCCUCAGAACGAGGACUGGUCCGAGGUGACCGACCCCGAGGAGAGGAGGCGCAUCCAGAACCGGAUCGCCCAACGCAAGUUCCGUGGCAAGGCCAAGGAGCAGAGGGAAAAGAGCGAGAGGGACCAGCGUAAUGUGGAGCACGCGGGCGAUAGCUACCGCGUCCCCGAGGCUGGCGAGAUGACGGCCGAGGAGCAGGCCGCGCUCUCGGGCCUGCCCUGGGGCGGCCUCAACGUACAGUACGCCAUGGGCCGCGGCCCGGAGAGCGGCUACGGCGGCGGGCGCGCCGCCAGCCACCGCGCCUCGGACCCCGUCUACACCUCAGACAACAACACGCAGUACCUCAGCCCCUACACGGCCAGCUACCAGUACACGGGCAGCGCCGCCUGGGACGACCGGACUGGGAGCAGCAGCCCCGGCGGCGACCAGCUCUACUACGAUAACGGGGCGACGUCGUACUACUACGACUACGACACGAGUCCCAGGCAAUGAACGAGAGCGCGCCAUCGAUCCUCUCUUCUUGCUUGUUUGCUUUCAACUAAUUUUUCUGUUUGGGUAUCUCAUUUAUCAGACCCGAUCGAGGUCUGACGGUAGCGACUGGAAUUUGGCAUAUGUGGAUCAGGGCCAGGCUAUAGGGCAUAUUAGCCCAGAAGAUCACUCAGAUCCUGAUGGCGUGUUUUUGCUUUGGUCGUUUUUCUUCUUGUUUUUAUUGGACUGAGAGGGACUGUAUCUGCGCUUCACGCUGCUUUGUUUCCUGUUUUUUUUUCCUCUUCAUUAUUACCCUACCCCGCUCUGCUGUUUGUACAACACUCUUAUCCCGCCUUCUUUUUCCACUUGUCUUUUUCCACUCACUGUUGUUUUACUACAAAGUCUGUCCUAGACCAUUUCCUUCAAUACUGGGACAAUCGGUUAGAGCGACAUCUCCCCAAAGAUAGACACCCCUGGAGCCGGCGGCCAGAGACGGCCAGGUCGAGCGCCUGGGGGACGGCAAACAGGCAGGGGAACCAACCAGCCAUGCAGGCGCUGGGAACCUACCUGCCCAAUAGCUAAUCUCAACACACCAUACCUACCUAUUUUCUCACCCGGAACGCAUGCGUGCACUUCCAUGGACAGGCGACUCG
Molecule: messenger RNA, 2888 nt
Organism: Gaeumannomyces tritici R3-111a-1
Lineage: Eukaryota; Fungi; Ascomycota; Sordariomycetes; Magnaporthales; Magnaporthaceae
Exons: 2
Coding region: 1537-2259 (240 amino acids)
Biological process (GO): regulation of DNA-templated transcription
Molecular function (GO): DNA-binding transcription factor activity
Source: RefSeq, a predicted model, not a curated record